Messenger RNA from Salmo salar (Atlantic salmon), 10045 nucleotides. Lineage: Eukaryota; Metazoa; Chordata; Actinopteri; Salmoniformes; Salmonidae. The record is from RefSeq and is a predicted model, not a curated record.
AGCUUUAGUUCAUGUUCUGGAACUUGUCUGGCUUUACCGGACGGCUUCAGUCACUCGAAAUGAUUUAUGAACAUUCCGUUAUGUUCGUGUAAAUAAGCUAUACUGUAUGUAACGCUUGUGUAGCAUGCAGUUUUUCCAUAUGCUCGCAAGAACCGUAUUAGGCUGCAGUGAACGGAAUGCAUAAUUACGCGUAAUUUGGUUUUGAAGAAGUAUUUUCUCUUGCAUCAGAGAAGACAUGAGUUGCUUGCUAAAAUGGGCAGCUUUCCUCUGGAUCGUACAUACCAUUCCUUACACUGUUGGAAUGGCAGUGAACGAAAGAAUAGACAACUCUAGAUGUCCUCCAUUGAAAGUAGACAAGGACCGGUUUUCCUACAGUUUAACUGGUCCACAGCCAGAAUUCAUCGGUUUUGAUCUGACAGAAAAGUUUCUCCUGAGAAAGGGGGCAGUGACAGAGGAGCGACCAUCAUUCCGGCUGGGGAGCAGCCCCCUCAUCAAGCCAACAGAAUUGGUGUUCCCCAACGGUCUGUCCAGUGAAUACUCUCUAGUUACCACCUUCCGGCUGAGGAAAACCACAAAGAAAGACCGCUGGUAUCUGUGGCAGAUAUUUGACCAGACGGGAGGUACACAGGUGUCUGUAGUGUUGGACGGUGCUAAACGAGCAGUGGAGUUCUCAGCCCGGGGCCUUCUGAAGAACAGCCUCCACUACACCUUUAAGAGCCGAGACCUGCACACCCUGUUUGACCGCCAGUGGCACAAGCUGGGUGUGGCGGUCCAGAGCAGCAUCGUCUCCGUUUACAUGGACUGUAAACUAAUAGAGAGGAGGCUGACAGACGAGAAGGAUGAAAUCGACCCCAGCGGAUAUACACUGAUUACAACCCGGGUGGAGGAUGGACGGCCUGUAGAUAUCGAACUGCAACAAAUACUGAUCUACUGUGACCCAUACCUGGCUGAGAUGGAGAACUGCUGUGAGCAGGCAGGAUCUACGUGUGAGCCUAGCAGGGAGGACCCUGGUGCUGGAGGGGUGACUCCCAAUCCCUUGGAUACAGCUGGAGCAGGCCUGCUCCCCCAGAUGCUCUCCCAGCCCGUCCAGCCAGCCCAGGUCCAGCGGUUCCAGCAUUCCAGCAGUGACAGAUGUCAAUGUUCAGCAGAGAAGGGUGAUCAAGGUCUACCAGGCUUGGCAGGACUUCCAGGACAGAAAGGAGAUCAAGGAGACAAGGGAGAGACCGGGAAAGACGGGUUCCCUGGAAACUCUAGCCAGAAGGGUGACCAGGGUGUUUCUGGCUCACCAGGUCUGGAUGGUAUUGCUGGACAGAAGGGGGAGGCAGGAUCAAACGGGUCUAAGGGGAUCGAUGGAGCAAUGGGUGAAAAGGGAUCAGCUGGGGAGCCUGGUGCGGAAGGGAAACCUGGAAUAAAUGGCUUGAAAGGAGACUCAGGUCCUAUUGGCCCCAAAGGUGAUCAAGGUGAUAUGGGUCUUCAAGGUCUGCCUGGGCUAAGUGUGGAGAAAGAGGGACUCAAGGGAGAUCAGGGAUCCCCUGGGUUGCCAGGUCAGACGGGGGCUCUGGGCAAAGAGGGCAAAAGGGGUCGUCGAGGGAAGACAGGGGAACCUGGACCCAGAGGCCUACCUGGGGUGAAGGGUGACUCUGGCGUCCCAGGAGGCAAAGGAGCUCAAGGAGAUCCGGGUCAGCCAGGUGGAGACGGGGCCUCUGGGAUGAAAGGACAAAAGGGGGAAGAAGGCCUAAGAGGACCACCAGGACCGGUGAUGACAGCUCAUGGACUGGGACAUCUGUCUGGCUCUGAGGCUGAAUUAGGAGAGAAGGGCCAGAAAGGAGAAAUGGGUGAUCCAGGACAAAGAGGACUCCAAGGACCACAUGGUUUCAAGGGAAGCCUAGGACUACCGGGUCCAAAGGGAGAGCCCGGCCCAGAGGGUAAAGAAGGUCCUCCUGGACUCAUCGGACUCCCAGGGAUUCCAGGAGACACGGGUUCGUCGGGGGACCAGGGAAUACCUGGAAGAGACGGUCUUAAAGGAAACAAGGGGGACUCUGGAGGUGUGAUGGGACCCCAGGGCCUGCCUGGACCCAAGGGAGAGCCUGGAGAGCCAGUAGCUGAACAUCUGGAAGAGGGGAUGACAUCUGGACCCAGAGGAUCACGAGGGCCAAAGGGUGAGCGUGGCGUCCCUGGUGUACCAGGAGACCUAGGGGAGAAAGGAGAGCCUGGUCUGGGAGUUGAAGGACCUCCUGGCCCCAUGGGACAGAGAGGAGAGAGAGGAUUUGAGGGACCUCGUGGACCCUCCGGAUUCUCAGGCCCUGCUGGGACCCCGGGGAGAGAGGGAUCCCCUGGUCGAGAAGGUCCCCCGGGUCCACCUGGCCCCCCGGGUCAACCAACUGCCUUGCCAAUAGUUGGAGAUAUGAGCUCUUUACUCAAGCAGAAUGCCUGCACUGUGUGCCAGACCAGAGUGCCAGGUCUGUCUGGGCAGAAGGGCGAGAAGGGAACCCAUGGAGCGACAGGAGUGCAAGGCAUGGUGGGAGAAAAGGGGGAUCCAGGAGUGCGAGGACCUCUCGGUAAUCCAGGAAAAGAAGGUCCAAAGGGGAUGAAAGGAGAGAGAGGAUUCCCUGGACCUAGUGGAGACAAAGGAGAUGAGGGCUCUCCUGGAGUUCCAGGAAUUCUGGGUGCAACAGGCCGUACUGGAUCCCCUGGUGUCAUUGGCAGACCUGGGCCAAUGGGUCAGCCGGGAACAAAGGGAGAGCGGGGCAGUGAAGGCUCCCCUGGAAGGCCAGGACUACCAGGCCCCCCAGGUGUCCCCUAUGUGGAGGGCAAUGGGAUGAGCAGUCUGUACAAACUGCAGAGUGGAGGAGCCAUCUCAGGACCCCCUGGAGCACCAGGUGCACCAGGCCCCAAAGGAGACGAGGGAAGAGUGGGAGAUCCUGGAUCCAUGGGUUUACCUGGACUAGAAGGACUACCUGGAGCCAAGGGUGAUCUGGGGAUGACUGGAACCCCUGGAAUACCUGGGCCUUCAGGGAAACCUGGAGCUCGUGGUGAUACGGGGAUCCCUGGGGAACCGGGUGAGAGGGGCCCACUGGGGGAGACAGGAUUCCCAGGUCCUGAGGGACCCCAAGGUGCUCCUGGGAGGCCGGGGAAAGAUGGACUUCCUGGGUACGAGGGAGCCACAGGUAGACCAGGAGACAGGGGAUCCAAGGGAGAACGGGGGGACCCAGGGAUACCUGGAGCGAGGGGAGUCCAAGGGGAGAGGGGAAGGACAGGAGACCCAGGAAUAGUGGGACCUAUUGGGCCCCAAGGCCACCGAGGAGACCCUGGUCCCCCAGGUCCCAUAGCAUCACCAAGCCCUUUGAAUGAUGCCAAUUCCAUGGAGGAAAUUAAAAUGUUUAUCCGGAAUGAAGUAUUGCGGUUGUUUGAAGAGAGACUAUCAAGCCAUGCCAUGCAGAAGACGCCGGCAGCCAUUUUAGCGGCGCAGGUUCGACAGGGUUCUCCCGGUCCCCCUGGCAACGACGGAUCCCCAGGGCCUCCAGGGGAAGAAGGCCCCCCCGGCCCUCAAGGGUACAGAGGUCAGAAAGGAGAGAGGGGUGAGCUAGGUCUGGGGAUACCAGGAGCUCCAGGUCUGGCAGGUCCACCAGGUGAACCUGGAAGCAGUAUCCAGGGGCCACCGGGCCCUUCAGGUCCCCAGGGACCUCAUGGUAAAUGUGAUCCCAGUGACUGUCUCCAUCCAUCCUCUCACUCCAGACGGAACGGCUAGGGGCCCCCCUCAACUGAUAGGGGACCCUUCAACGAAUAAGGGCCCUCUCAAUAGCUAGGACCCAGGGGCCCCCUCCACCCAUCCAGCCUCCAUCUCUCUACAGCAGUCAACCAUAGACACAGGAGCCGGGCGUGUGGAGCCUGAUCACUCAGACAGCUCAUAUCAGACAGACACUAUCGUCCUUGUGGUCAGUUUUACAUUGAAAACACUCAUCCUCUGUUAUUGCUUUACAUGGGAAAGACUCACAACCAGAAAUAGAUACAAUAACAAUGGUGUAGGAUGAAAUUUCCCAUAGACGCUGAUCUUGGGUCAGUUUCGCAUUUUCCCCACUAAUUGUUAAGAUUAGCAUUGGGGGAGGGUAAGCUGUUCCUAGAUCUGUACCUAAGGGAAACUUCACCCUGGAGCGCUCGGCUUUUGGUUUUCUUAUGACCAUAGAAGCAUUGAAAUGCAAUUAUUUGUUACUUUACGUUGAUGGUUAUUCUAUUCAUUUUAAAUGUGUCACAGUCCAUUAUUAUUGUCAUUAUAGCUAUGAUGAUCAUAUGAAGUACUGUUUCAUUUAUUUAUUGUUUUCACAACUCCCCUGCUGUGACCUGAUGCAUUCCAUAUUAAUUCACAUUAAGUCUUUCGAGGCAGUAAAUUAAUUUGUUUCUUUAAAUAAUACUGUCAGGAGAAAACAUUUUCUCAAUGAUUUGUCAAUGCUUGUUUAUGGGGAUAGCUAUGCACACGUUUGGUCUCAUUUGAUAUUUUCGUUAUGUGUGUGUGAGCUGGUAAACAGGCAGUCUGAAAUGUGAGUGUUUGUGUAUGACUAAUCAAUAUUCUUAGUGUGAACUGUUUAUGCAUACCAAAGUGAAGGAGGUUCAUAUAACAUGAAUAUAUUUAUGAAUAUAUAUUUCAUAUAUUAAUAUAUAUUUCAUCAAUGAAAGGGAUAUUUGUGAAACGUAUUAGAUUGAAGCUAGCUACAUGAUUUGAUCCAGUUACAUAACAUAAUGAAUAUCUUGUAGUGUAAUUCAUUACUAGAGCUUUGCUCAUAAAUUUUAUAAAGUUUUGAGAAUGCUAAAUAUUCUGUGUUUCAAAACCUACCAGUCAGAUAUAUUGCAUGAUACUGUUGUAAUUGUAAAGGGAUGGUCUUGUAUCAAAACAGAAUACUGGGUUCCUCUCUCGUCACACCCUACACUCUAGGUACUUUAUGUCAGGCGUUACUCACUGAGAUCUCUCCACAUACUAUACACCUCAACAUGUAGUGUUCAUAACAGACUAAUUGAGUAGCCUGCUAGAUUGGGUUCUGAGUUCUGAUAUUAUUCAACAGGUAACAUCGCCUGACUGUUGCCAUAUCUCAAGACAACCAGCACAACAUGAUCAAGGGUAAAACACUAGCUUAAUGCCAACUGAAUGUAGUUUGUGAAGGCUUGGUCAAGUUGACAUUUCUUCCAUGUACAGUUUAUGUGUAAGUGUGUAUAUUAUGCUAAUGUCGUAUCACCUCACGUUCACAUGAAGUUAGCCGCGAAGACUUCAAUGUAGAUUUCUUGCAGUCAUACAUAUGGCUAACAUGAAGUAGGACAGUUUCCCUUUAUCCAUGGUCUUGUCUCCAAAGAGGGCAGACAAAUACAUGUCAAAUACUACAGCGAUUGAUUGAAAUUGCCCAGUACAAUGAAACCAAUAGAAUAUGGUAUGAUUGGAGAUGUUGUUACAUCGCUGCUCUUUUGGCAACAUGGUCUCAUUAGAAUAUGUCCAAAAAAUUGUGCCAUUUAACCACGUUCUGUGGACGUAUUACUAAUUCGUCACUAAGUUAGACGUCAUGAUGACAUAUUAGCUACUUAUAUGUCACUAAGUUAGACAUCACUUAUAAUGACAUAUUAGUUACUUAUAUGUCACUAUAAUGUCUGCUUAUGGGGUCAGAUUCAUGAUGUGAGUCAGCUUUUAUUGUUUACAUGGAGAGUAUACAGCUGAUUCCUCCAUCAGAACUGUGUGUACAUCAGUCUACAUGGAGAGUAUACAGCUGAUUCCUCCAUCAGAACUGUGUGUACAUCAGUCUACGUGGGAGUAUACAGCUGAUUCCUCCAUCAGAACUGUGUGUACAUCAGUCUACAUGGAGAGUACACAGCUGAUUCCUCCAUCAGAACUGUGUACAUCAGUCUACAUGGAGAGUAUACAGCUGAUUCCUCCAUCAGAACUGUGUACAUCAGUCUACGUGGGAGUAUACAGCUGAUUCCUCCAUCAGAACUGUGUGUACAUCAGUCUACAUGGAGAGUAUACAGCUGAUUCCUCCAUCAGAACUGUGUGUACAUCAGUCUACGUGGGAGUAUACAGCUGAUUCCUCCAUCAGAACUGUGUGUACAUCAGUCUACAUGGGUGCUAUGUGUAUAUUUAGAUUUUGAAGCCAUAAGAGGUGAUCUUUCUUAUCUAAUAACAACACUGCAAUAUUUUACUUCUGAGUUUUCUUUCUUUGUUUUCUUGGUGGGUCUUUACUUGAACUCUUAUUUUCUGAAAGUGUUUUUAUUUUUAUUUUUACCAUAUCUGUACAUUACUGCUCAGAUACGUAUUUCUCCCUCAACUCUUCGACCAUGUAGCAUUGUUUGUCACUGUAUACAUAUAUAUUAUGUUGCUGUGUCUUAGACUGGAGGUUUUUAUAUUUUAUUUGUUGUGUGUCUGAUUGGAAAGUAAUAAGCUAAGAAUCAAGGACAUUCAUUAAAUAUCUAUGUGUUCUUUCUUCACAAAUGUUAUCAGAGUGCUCUCUCUGUCACUCAGGCCUCAAUUCAAUCAAACAUGCACUUAGGUGUUUCAUUUUGCCCCAGUGACCUAAAACCGUACCUUUUUGUGAAAAGUCACGGUAAAAACAGCCGGUAGACUGUCGUCAUAGAGAUCGAUAAGAUGUGUGUUUCCAGACACAUUCAGUAGUUAAACAAAGGUACUAUUCAAUAACUCUAUUAUUGUCGUCUCCUAAACCCGACCCUAGGCAGUACUGGAUACAAUGCGUCUGGGAGACUAAUACUAAUGUAUGUUUGAUUGGAUAUGUACCCUCAAAGGCAAUGAUUUAAGUUGGAGAAAGUACGUGGGUGGAGAUGACACUUUGUGAUGUUUAAAAUGUCUCUUUUGCCUUCUUUUAUCGGUCUAAGGCACUGCAUCACAGUGCUUGAGGCGUCACUACAGACCCGGGUUUGAUCCCAGGCUGUGUCACAGCCGACCGUGACCGGGAGACCCGUGAGGCGGCGCACAAUUUGGCCCAGCGUUUUCUCUGACACAUUGGUGGGGCUGGCUUCCGGGUUAAGCGAGCAGUGUGUCAAGAAGCAGUGCAGCUUGGCCAGGUCGUGUUUCGGAGGACGCAUGGCUCUAGACCUUCGCCUCUCCCGAGUCCAUACCAGAUUUGCAGUGAAGUGAUGGGACAAGCCUGUAACUACCAAUUGGAUAUGAUGAAAUUGGGGUUAAAAAGGGGUAAAAAAUUCAAAACAAUGUCACACUACUGCGCUCCAAUUUCUUUGAGUUGGAGAUUUUCUCUUAGUAUUUCAGAGCAUCAAAUUGAUUGAGGUUCUUUGAAGAUGGCUUGGUGACAGUGGAGGCUGCUGAGGGGAAAACGGCUCAUAAUAAUGGCUGGAACAGAACAUAUGUAAUGGCAUCAAACACAUGGAAACCAUGGAAACCAUGUGUUUAAUGUAUUUGAUACCAUUCCGCUCCAGCCAUUACUAUGAGACCGUCCUCCCCAAUUAAGUUGCCACCAACCUCCUGUGCUUGGUUAUAUGUAUGGCUCAGGUCAUUUUAUGUCAAUGAGGUAACUGCAUAUUCAACCCUUUGACUUUUACAGAAGACAUUAGCUAAUUGGUUAACAACAUUGAGGCAUUUCUUUAUUUCCAUGUCACACUGUUACUGCUUGCUCGUUUUGUUGGCAUCUCAACGUGAACAUUUUAUGUGGCUAAAUGAUACUACCGGAAGUAAGACACAAAGGCUGCGUUUACUCAGGAAGCCCAAUUCGGAUUCUUUUGCCCAAUUAUUGGCAAAAGAUCUGAUUGGUCAAGAGACCAAUAUUACAGCAAAAGAUCAGAAUUGGCUGCCUGUGUAAACACAGCCAUAGGCAGAAUGUCACAGAAUAUGGUGAGCUGCUUCUCGUGUCCUUACUUCAUUUGUGAGUGGACAGGGCCCUCUAGUGUUCAUUUGAAGAUUGUUUGCUAUAUUGAUUAACAUUUUAUUUAAAAUAAUGAAUCAUCUGAUGUGUUGUAUUAACUUGUGCUAAUUUCCACAUUCCAACACCCGUCCUUAGAUGAAUGAUGAUGGCUUGACGUGGUUAGUUUGUUAGCCUUGAAACCAAGCUGAGAUGUACCCUUUCACCAUUGUGGAUUCCAGGCUAGUAGUAUGUUUUGCUGUGUGUGUUUUCAGAGCAAACUCUCUUGAAGGAGAUCGCUUAAAGAUCCAAUGCAGCUGUUUUUAUCUAAAUAUCAAAUCAUUUUUGGGUAAUUAAGUACCUUACUGGGAUUGUUUUCAAUUAAAAUGGUCAAAAAGAAACAAAAUAGCUUUUUAGCAAAGAGACAUUUCUCAAGGAAUAAUUUUGCUAGGACUGUCUGGGAGCGGUGAUGUCAUCGUGCAGGCCAAAACUCCAUCCCAUCUUCUCAAACAGCUCUUACACUAAAAGUACAAUUUCACAGUAUUAUUCCAACCUCACAGUUUAAAAAAAAAUAAUAAUAAUAAUUAUAUAUAUUUAUAUAUUUAUAUCAGGUUUUUGACUGCAGUGGGCCUUUAAGUCAUGGUCAUGAAUGUUUUUCCUCUUGUUAUGUUGAGUUGCAGAAGCAUGUUGUAGUAGAUGUUGUCAUUUUAAAAAGAAAUCAGCUUCAAUGUUUACCCAUUGAAGUAAAUAGGUCAAGACAGUCAUGAAUGUUGUUUUUCCUCUUGUAACAUCCAAGAUGACUGCCUUCGUAUUGAAGCUGAAGUAUCAGUACAUUGUUGUACACUUUAAAAGCAGCUUCCAGUCUCAAUACAAGUCCAUUUAUACUCUGAAAGGUUGCCAUGAGUUCUAGGUUCACCUGAUUGUCUGCUUCACUAUGGGUUCACCUCUAGGUUCACCUGAUUGUCUGCUUCACUAUGGGUUCACCUCUAGGUUCACCUGAUUGUCUGCUUCACUAUGGGUUCACCUCUAGGUUCACCUGAUUGUCUGCUUCACUAUGGGUUCACCUAAUUUAUUCUGUUUUCUCUGCUAUUUGUCCAUGGCAUUCCCUGAAUGAUAAUGAACAAUCUGUCCAUACCAUAGUAGUAAAGCAAGGGGCCCUAGUUACCAUGGCUGCUGCUGUGUAGCAGGGCUUAUGAAAGGGAUAGAAACAGAACAGCUCUACUAGCACUACCUACAGUACCUAGGUUGGGGUCAAUCCCAUGACAAUGCUCUCAUUUCAGGAAGUAAACUGAAAUGGAUUUCAAUGACAAGAAAUGUUAUUUGUUUACUUCCUGAACUGGGUGAAUUUAAAUGGGAUUAGCCCCAACCCUGCUACCUAACCUUGUUGCCUUCGGGAAAACACCUCUACGGUGUCCAUAUUAGGACAGUCUCAGUCUCAUCAGGAGGUGUGUCUGUCCUAAUAUGGACACCAUACAAACACUUCAAAAGCUUCAUACAGAGAAGUUUGUUCAACUCAACAACCGAUUCAUUUUCACUGUUCUAUUAUCUCCAUGGUCUUCUGAACUUGUCAGUCAACACUUUGUGGAGAAGAAGACCACUCCAUGUAUUUAGUAUUUUCUUUUAACAGCGUGUUUUAUCUCAUUAUCUUGGUAAUUUAUGUACUUUGUUAUUUGUGUUUGAGUGUGAUAAUUGUUAUUUUAAUUUGAUGGUCUACCUCAUCUGAGGCUAUACGGCUAUGCCAUACACAUACUAGUUUAGCCGGCGUGAUGUUACACUCUGGCCGUACCACUAUCCUACUACACUGCUACUUUAAAGCUAACGGUUUAAAUUCACCUCAAGACUGAAAUGCUAAACGUAAUGGAUAGAAAAUGGUGUUCACUAUAGGCCUAUUGAAUUGGUGCCAAGCUAGUCAUCUUUUCUUGAUCAUUUUUGAAAGCCUAUACUUAGAAGUUGUGAACCACUGUUUGACCAUAUAGUAGAGGUUGUACAGCAAUUUUAAGUGUAAUAUUUUUCCAACAAUUCUUUUGACUUUACAGCAUUCUGUGAAAACCCUGUUGAUUUUACACUCUGAUUACCGAUACCUGCCUUAAAUCUGUACGACAAUAAUUUCUUACAUUUCAUGUGUUUUAUUUGCUUAUAAUGACCUACUCAGAUUACACAUUGGUGUGUCACUAUCAAAAUGUGAAUAAAAUACGAUAUCUUGCUGA